AACUACUUUCUCUGAACUUUCUUAUACUUUCAGAUGCGUCUGUUGAAGCAGGUCACGGUAUUAUGUUAUUGUUCUGAGUGAAAUCCACGUGCGAGUUUGAUUAAUUUUAUCGCUUUUGGAUUAAAUCAUAGAUCAAGCGAUGUACAGCCAUUUAUUUUUAAUAUUCCUCGCCGGACUACUUAGUCUGACAGAGUCAAGUCGAAUUAAACGUUGUUUCAAUUGCCGAUCUCGAGGUGAUUUGGGCGACUGUAAAGAUCCUUUUCCUCAUAAUGCCACUUCUGUUGAAGAACUUCGAGCGGUAGAAGCUUUACCGUGCGCUUCAGGAUGGUGUGCCAAAAUUGUUGAAGGAAAAGGAGACGAUUAUGCUAUAGCUACGGAGAGAAUGUGUCUCCAAAGACCCCCAGGAGAUGAAGAACAAAGAUGUGCACCAACUUUAUUCCAAGGAAGGCGUGUGUUGAUGUGUUUUUGCAAAGGUGAUCUGUGCAAUACAGCUACAGCUAUGCAAGCUACCCAACUCUAUGUCCUCUCCUGUAUUUUAGCAUUUAUUAUUUUCAAAUUUUGGUUAUGACAUAAACGUUGAUGAUUUUUUU
Molecule: messenger RNA, 590 nt
Organism: Argiope bruennichi
Lineage: Eukaryota; Metazoa; Arthropoda; Arachnida; Araneae; Araneidae
Exons: 3
Coding region: 140-568 (142 amino acids)
Biological process (GO): regulation of synaptic transmission, cholinergic; positive regulation of voltage-gated potassium channel activity; sleep
Source: RefSeq, a predicted model, not a curated record